Seriola dumerili (greater amberjack) is the source of this 1446-nucleotide messenger RNA. RefSeq names its product metalloreductase STEAP4-like. Gene Ontology annotation, molecular function: cupric reductase (NADH) activity; ferric-chelate reductase (NADPH) activity. The record is from RefSeq and is a predicted model, not a curated record. NCBI's taxonomy places the organism in Eukaryota, Metazoa, Chordata, Actinopteri, Carangiformes, Carangidae. Bases 1 to 1446 code for a protein of 481 amino acids. Gene Ontology annotation, biological process: copper ion import. The transcript has 9 exons. Gene Ontology annotation, cellular component: plasma membrane; endosome.
AUGACGGUGACUGGUGGCAUGUCAGAGGAGAUGAAGCCAGAGAGCGUGUCGCUGCAUCCUCUUGGCACAGCAGCUGCCCCUGAGCCAGAGCUGCUGUGUAUCUUUGGGACUGGGGACUUGGGGCGCUCUCUGGGCCUGCGCCUGCUCCAGUCUGGCUACAGGGUGGUGUACGGCAGCCGCAGACCUCACAGCUGUGGCCCUUUGCCUCAGGGAGCUCAGGUGAUGAGCCACGCAGCAGCAGCUCGGUCGGCCAGUCUGAUCUUCAUUUGUGUUCACAGAGAACACUAUGACUUCCUCGAGACAAUGGCACCUCAUCUAGAAGGAAAGGUGCUGGUGGACCUCAGUAACAACCUAAAGAAAGACAUGUACCCAGAAGCCAAUGCUGCCUACCUGCAAAGGCUGGUCCCUGGAGCUGCUGUGGUGAAAGGCCUUAACACACUGUCUGCCUGGGCCCUGCAGAAUGGACUUCUGGCAGGAAAACAGGUGUACCUGUGUGGGAACAGUGCGGGAGCAAAGCAGGCAGUAGCAGAGAUGGCCACCAAGCUGGGUCUCACUGUUCUGGACAGGGGGUCUCUGUCUGCAGCCAGAGAACUGGAGGACUUCCCCCUGCAGCUGUUCCAAGAGUGGAGGCUGCCUCUACGAGUGGCCAUCGGCAUCACCGCCUUCUUCUUCUUCUAUCUGCUCAUUAGAGAUGUCAUCUACGCGUAUGUUGAACAGGGGAAAGACAUCUCCUUCAGAAUCAUGGUGUCCUUGGCCAACAAGGUGUUUCCCAUUGUGUCGCUCAUCAUGCUGUCUCUGUGUUACCUGCCUGGUGUGAUAGCUGCCUUCCUUCAGCUCUACAGAGGAACAAAAUACAGGCGCUUCCCUGACUGGCUGGACCGCUGGAUGCUGUGCAGGAAGCAGAUGGGUCUGGUUGCACUGGGCUUUGCUUUUCUCCAUGCCAUCUAUACAUUUAUCAUUCCUAUUCGCUAUUCUGUCAGACACAAACUCAUCUCGCUCGUGGUGGAUGAGAUGAAGGACAAUAAGACCACCCCGUUUUACUUUGAUAAUACAGAGGCAUGGGCCACAGACUCAUUCUAUGUGCUGGGAAUCCUGGGUUUUUUUUUUUAUGUCCUGCUAGGACUAACAUCCCUGCCCUCUGUGGGAGGCUCGCUCAGCUGGAGAGAGUUCAGCUUCAUUCAGUCCAAGCUGGGCCACCUGACCCUGUCCAUAUGCACUGCUCACGGCUACAUUUACGGCUGGAACAAAUUUCUUAAACCCUCUACCUACAAAUGGUACACUCCUCCAGCGUUCAUGCUCUGUCUGAUUGUGCCGUCUGUGGUCUUGGUGCUCAAGGCGCUGCUCCUCCUUCCCUGCGUGGACCGCACCCUCACCCGCAUUCGACAGGGCUGGGAGAGGACCCACCCGAGGGAGGAGAUGGGUGAGAGCAAGGUCACCAACCUGUGA